Molecule: messenger RNA, 755 nt
Organism: Anopheles coluzzii
Lineage: Eukaryota; Metazoa; Arthropoda; Insecta; Diptera; Culicidae
Product: TP53-regulated inhibitor of apoptosis 1-like
Exons: 3
Coding region: 109-354 (81 amino acids)
Source: RefSeq, a predicted model, not a curated record
CGACGACAGAUUGCGAAACAACAUCAACACAACACAUCGUUACCGCGAACCAGGCCCAGGAACGGUGCAAUUGCGAAGGCGGCUGCUAAACCAAACACCAGAGACACCAUGAACAGCAUCGGUGAAAACUGUACGCAGCUCAAGAAGGAUUACGACAACUGCUUCAACAACUGGUUUUCCGAUCGAUUUCUCAAAGGCGAUACGGACGAUUCGCUGUGUGCUCCACUGUUCAAAGUUUAUCAGCAGUGCGUAAAGGAAGCCAUGAAGCAGCACCAAAUCGAAUUUAAGGAAAUCGAAAACGAUUAUCUCGGCACAAAGGACGAGGAGCAGAAGCCACCACCGAAGGGCAGUUGAAGCGGAACUGUGUCCAUUCCUGUUUUCCCUGCUGGACGGCUCGAGAAUCAAUCACUGCCGCUGGUGUGUCGUCAACCUGAGUGGCUGCUAGUCAAAUAAGCAAGCGAAAAGUUCAAUUUUAGUUAAUUACGGUUUUAAAUCCCUGGUAGCGGUGCUACAGGCGACGAUGCCCAAAGUGAAUGUUGUGAUCGAAUCGUUUGGCUGAUCGCGCGGCUGGCGAUUGAUGUGUUUCGUUUUCUUGACAUCCCUCAUUCCUUGAAUUGUAUUAGCUUAGUAGGAAUGAAACCAAUCGAUAGCUCUAGCGCCAUACAGCCAUAGCUAUUCCGUCAAUCACAACUAGUUGCACGCCUGUUAAGCAUACAAAAGUGGGUUUUGUUAAAAAUAAAAUACUAACAUACGAA